AUGGCGUAUUAUACGCUCCAUGAAAAAGAAAAUUCUUGGUCAGAAGCCGUUGCGACUUUUUCAAAUCCUGGCAAUGUCCCUGUCCCAAUGAAAGGUUGUUCGACAAAAUACUUCGGGGAUAACUGCGAAUAUCAGUGUCACUGUAAUAGGGAUGAAGAUUGCAGCCAAGACGGGUCUUGCCCAAAUGGAUGUGCCAGUGGAUGGGAUGGGGAGUAUUGUCAGCGCGGUAAUGUUGCUGCAGGAAAGUCUUCAGACGCAUCACAGGGAACGACCAAUGGCACGCAUUACGCCUCUUUGGCUCUGGAUGGUUAUACGAAUCAGGCGUUUUUAACAUGCAGUCAUACGAACCGACGCGAACCUUGGUGGCAGGUGGAUCUAGGGAGGAACUAUGUCCUAUUUACAGUGACAAUAUGGACAAUGGCUGAAAGUGAGUGCAAGAAUACUACGAUAGGUGCAGAAUACAGGGGAACACAGAACAAGACGUUGAUGGGUUUCACCUGUGCGGAUUGGCUUGUAUACAAUGGCUACUAUACGCCGGCUGACUCCUACAAUUACUGUCGGAACCCAGACAAUGCCACCCUUGGACCUUGGUGCUAUAUUACAGCCACACACACAUCUCACUAUGAUAACUGCUUUAUUCCAUCCUGUAAAAACAAACUGACGAAUUUUAAGAUCUUGAUAGAUGAGAAUAUCUGCCAUCAUGAAACUGGAACAGUACAGUUUAGUCGAGCACAAGAAAUUAAAUGUGACAAGACGGGUCCUGUUGUUGGAAAACGCCUGAAGAUCCAACGAAUGGAACCAUCGUCUUCUCUAACAUUGUGCGAAGUGAGCGUACAGGCUUUCCAAUAUAGAGAAUGCCACAACAAGCGCUAUGGCCCCAACUGCAACAACCAAUGCCAAUGUGCCAAUGAUGAAAAGUGCGAUGACAAGACAGGACAGUGUCCAUCUGAGUGUAACGAUCGCUUCACAGGCCCUUACUGUAACAUAGGGGCACCAGCAAUUACAAAGGAUGGUCUUUCCACCCCGACUUCCAUCAGCGUCCGGUGGCAGUACAUCCUUCACGACAGUGCCUUUGAUGCCGGCAAAUUUGAUCGGUUUGUUCUGAGAUACAUGGAACACUCGUCAACUUCUUCAACUGUCCACGCCGUACCAUUCUCGAGCCAUGAAAAUGUGACGCGUAACGUGACCGGUCUCAACCCAUCGACAGUAUACAGCUUCCAUGUGCAGCUCAUAUAUAAAAUUUCCACGAAAAGUGAGGAAGUAAAUGGAUCAGUUGAACACUUUCGAACUGAAUCAUGUGCAGGCUACAUGGGUUCGCCGAUGAUAACGCAAUCGGACUCAGUAGUGGGAGGAGGUGCCUGGCCAAACAGAGUAUCCCUUACAAUACACGCACAGAAACCAGAGAUGUUAGCUGACUGCUUUAAGGAUUUCCACGUGUACGCCAGGAAAACCACCGAAUCAAGCUACAUGAAAUUAACAGAGGCAGACCAAACUUACACUCUCCACAACCUUACAGCAUUCACAGAGUAUGACAUCAAGGCGGCUGUGACAAGUCCCGAUGGACAAGAGAAACAUAAGCUUCAGAAGAUAACAACAGCAGAAGAUGUUCCGUCAGUGCCGACCAUUGUGAAAAUUGGGGGAAAUCUCACUUCCGUGUCCAUCAAAAUCACCCAGCCAGACCAACCAUAUGGAGUUAUCCAGAAAUAUGACCUUGCAAUGUGGGAGAGGGGCAGUGUGAACCAUACGGUCUCCAGCCAAGGACCAACCAAUCUUACCCUCACCUUCAACAAUCUGAAGCUAAACACAACGUACAAUUUCAAGGCGCGAGCAUUCACAUCAUAUGGCGGUGGAGAGUGGACUGAGGUUAUGAGUGUCAUCACCGAAGAGAACAGUACAUUGUCAACUUUGUCAGUUGUCCCCGUCGAUACUGGAAAGGGGUAUUCAAAUCUGCAAGGUCGAACCGUAACGAUUUCUGAUCUGGCUCCUUAUGUCAAGAGUAUCAGGGGCGAUAGAGCCGUGGAAUUUAAGGAUGAGUUUGGAGAGUUGCCAGUGGAUGUUGUAAGGUCAACCAAAGAAGCGAAGAAACCAGGAAACAACGCGCUUAACCGCUACAAGAACACAAUAACUUAUGAUCACAGUCGUGUUACCCUUCAGCCCAUUGGAGAAGAGCAAUCGGACUACAUCAAUGCAAGUUACAUCCAUGGUUAUGAUAAGGAGAAAGCUUACAUUGCUUCUCAGGGUCCGCUUCCUAAGUCCAUUACGGCUACAUGGAGAAUGAUAUGGCAAGAACGCUGUGACACCAUCGUCAUGCUCACCAAGACAAUAGAAAAGAAAAAGGUUUGUAAACAUUAA
Lineus longissimus is the source of this 2352-nucleotide messenger RNA. RefSeq lists its product as uncharacterized. Gene Ontology annotation, molecular function: protein binding; protein tyrosine phosphatase activity. The record is from RefSeq and is a predicted model, not a curated record. The coding region runs from base 1 to 2352 and encodes 783 amino acids. The transcript is spliced from 16 exons. Gene Ontology annotation, biological process: protein dephosphorylation. Lineage: Eukaryota; Metazoa; Nemertea; Pilidiophora; Heteronemertea; Lineidae.